This is a messenger RNA of Angiostrongylus costaricensis, 1005 nucleotides long. Lineage: Eukaryota; Metazoa; Nematoda; Chromadorea; Rhabditida; Metastrongylidae. The record is from the annotation of a GenBank genome assembly.
AUGACUAUGACCGAUCAAACUAGACAGGGAGCUCUCAACUUGAUUAAUAGAAUACGCUCACAAGUUGCGUUGGGUCAAUUUCAAGCAGCGGAAUUCCUGCAGUCUGCAAAUGAUAUGAACAAAUUGCGCAAUCAUAAAUGUUCGGUGUUCAAGAGAUGGGACUGCGACUUGGAGACGAUGGCUCAAACAGCUGUUGUAAACUGCCCUCAAAAUCCACCUCCAGCAUCAGUGACAAACGGGAUGAAUUAUCUUGCCUUCGGUCCAGGAGCACCAAUGGACAAUGCCAUUGAGUUUGCAAUUCUCGACUGGACCGAUAUUACAAGCAUGAUGUGGCCAGCUAACAAUAUCUACAAUGGAAAUCCAGCUUUGCUUUAUUUCGCUAAUUUGAUUCGUGCAACAACAACUGAUGUUGGUUGCGCCAGCACUGCAUGUGGUAAUCGCGCUGCAGCUGCAUGUGUCUUCUCACAACCUAAUGCGCAACCUGGGACAUUAGUGUACACGACUGGAAAUCCAUGUCAAAAUGACGACGAAUGUAUUGCAUUCGCUCCAGCCUUUUGUGAUUCUGGUCUUUGCGUGAACGCUGCAAGACCAGCUACAACAAUGAUAACACCAACAGUCUUACCUCCAACAACAUCAUCAACAACAAGAACAACCGCGACCACAGCCACAACAACAACUAGGAAAAGAAGCACGGAAUGUCCAAGCACGGCGUUCAGCUCUGCUUUCAGGGAGACCGCUUUGGGAAUGCAUAAUAAUUUCAGAUCCCUAGUUGCAAGAGGUCGAGCAGUAAACGCUGAGCAUCCUGGCGAGUUUGCUCCACCGUCUUCACGAAUGGACUUGCUGGAAUAUGACUGCACUGCGGAGGCAUUCGCUCAUAACCACGUGAGAUCCUGUGAUAGAAGAGAAUCUUCACCUGCGGCUCGACCUGGUUACCAAGAAAACAUUCAUAUCCUCGCAACAACAGCUACCGAUGCCUUAGGUGCUAUUCAGAAUGUAGGAUAUUAA